AUGGCGAACUCCCGUAACAAUAGGACUACGCCUCCAGCAUCGCGGAACAUCACCAACAUCGUCGACCAGUACGCGUCACCGGCUAUGGGGUCAUCACUGCCAGAAUACUCACCAGGGUCAUAUGAUCCUAUUCUGAGCGGUCGUGGACAGGGUGAUGUCAGCAUGUCUUCAUCGCCAUCCCCAUCACCAUACCCCCUUUUAGACUCCAGACGAGCCGCCUUCCGUCAAUCAACAUCCACGCAUUCAGGCUAUCUCGACCGCGCUCAGCUCUUCGGUCGCACGCCCAUCCAGCGCAACGCACGUCGCGCCAGCCCUCCUUCUACCUCGAACAUACUAAACAUACGAAAGCGAGCUUCCCGUACCCCUACUGGUGAGUGGGCGGAAGCCGGUCUUCCUGAGCCACCGAUUGAGGAGAAUAGGGUUAGCUUGGAUAAUGCUGAGGGUUUGAUUUGUACGCCUACUGGCAUUACUACGCUUGGGGUUGGAGAGGGGACGCCGGGGAGGUUUUCACCGACAGCGCGGUCGCCUGCUGAGGAUGCGCUGAGGGUGCAGUUUGAGGGGGGUAGGGUAGAGCUGGCUAGGGAUCUUGCGUCGCGAACUGGUCCGAACGGGAGGUCGAAGUGGGCGGGGAGAAUCGAGGAUAGGGGUCGUGAGGGGUAUGUGUCUCCUAAGACGCCUUCUGUUGCUUCUGAUGAUAAAGAAGAGGAAGAGUUUGGGUAUGUGGAUCCGGCGAGUGUUAGGGAUGUACUUGCGCGCGUCAAGGCGAGGGAGGCGAUGGGUGGUGAGAACGGCCGUGCGAAGCCACUCUUUGACGGUGGACAGCGUGAGAAGGAUGAAGGUGGGCCGAGCAGAAGCUACUUCGACGUAGAUGCUCCGCGCCGCAGUAAGCAUGCGCUCUUCGCCAAUUCUUCGGAUCCAGACAAGCCUUUGCCAAAACUUCCGGAUCGAAGUGUCCGGGUCUUUUCGAUACCAUGGCAACCGGUCGAACAGCCCCCUACGAAAACAUCAACUCGUCGAAACCACCUAUCUGCAGCUAGCGAUCGAGCUAAGCUUUCUUUCUCGCCUAUCGUCACUGCUAUGGACGUGGCUCCCGAGCCAGCGGGUCAAAAUCUCGCCAUCACACCAGCACCCAUCCAUCUUUCCCUUAGCCCUAUUACAACAACCAUAUCUCAGCAGUCUACUCGUCCACGCAACCGCACCGGUCUCACCUUCUCCCAAGCUACAGCAAUAAUCUACGGCUGCAUGGCCAUCACAGCAUCGCACCAAGCGCUCCUCGGUCUAGGCGGCGACAUCGCGGCUAUGGACCUGAUCUUGGGUCUAUAUGGCGCUUUCCUUUUUGGUGUCGCUGUCUGUGUGGCUCUACAACUGCUGUUGGGCGCUAGAUUGCGAUGCGUGCCGGGGGACGUUCUGCGAUGGUGUGGGCGGGCAUAG
Messenger RNA from Alternaria incomplexa, 1431 nucleotides. RefSeq lists its product as uncharacterized. The transcript has a single exon. NCBI's taxonomy places the organism in Eukaryota, Fungi, Ascomycota, Dothideomycetes, Pleosporales, Pleosporaceae. The coding region runs from base 1 to 1431 and encodes 476 amino acids. The record is from RefSeq and is a predicted model, not a curated record.